AUGUCUUAUUAUUACACUGCUCAACCAUACGCUAAUCCAGUUGAUUUAGAUUCAUUGUUAUCUUUAUUACAUCAACAACAAUUUAGACCACAGCAACCACAACAACAGCCACCACAGCCACCAUCACGCGUACUACAAACUUAUCCACACCACUACAACCCAGCUCAACAACAACCAAAACCAAUAAACUCUCGACCAAGGGUGGUUCAAAAAUUGGAAACUGAAGAUGAAUAUCAAAUUCAAAUUUACAAACCAUAUGGCAAUUUCAACAAUUAUGAAGUCAAGGUUAAAAAAUUAACCCCACCUUUGAUUAAAGUCAUUAUCUUUUCCCACCAAGAUGAUUUUCAAAUCGAUUUCAAUUUCAAUUUAAACUAUAUUGAUUUGGAAAAUAUCAAUUGGAGAUGGUAUAAACAGGAUAAUAUCUUGAGUUUGAACAUUCCUAAGAAGUUGCAUUAUAUUCAUUCCAAUUUAAAUGAUGUUAUCAAUUGUUUAUUAGGUGGAAGCUCUGAUCCUCAACGCCAGUUGUAUUUAGAACACGAUUCUCCUGAAUUUGAAGAUGAAGAACAGGAGUUGGAACAUGGUAAUGGUGAUGAUUAUGAUGAUUAUGAUGAUUAUGAAUUGGGUGAUUCAGAUGAUUCUUCACUUGAUGAACACGAAAGAUUGGUUCAAGAAGCUAUUGAUGCUUUGAUUGAGAAGAAAAAGAACAAGAAGCAAAGCAAAAAGAAGAAGAACAAUCAAGAAGUCGAGAAAGCUGAUGGUGAGACUAAACAACAUCAGCAACAACAAUUACAACAAGAAGAAGCCAAGCAGGAAGCUUUCGAGAAGCAAAGACAGUUAGCACAGGAUGCUAUCGAUGCUGUUAUUGAAAAGAAAAAGAAGAAGGCAGAGGAAGAAGAAAAGAAGGCACAAGAGGAGGCUAGAGCUAAAGCGGAAGAAGAGGCUAAGAAGAAGGCAGAGGAAGAAGCUAAAGCUAAAAAGGAAGCUGAAUUGGCAGCAGAAGCCAGAAGAAAAGCUGCUGAAAUUGAAGCCCAAAGAAAAGUUCAACUCGAAAAAACCAGAAAGGAAUUUGCUCUUAAACAAGAACAAGAACGUCAAAAGAUUUUACAAGCACAGCAGGAAUUGGAAAAAUUGGUUAAAGAGCAAGAAGAGUUGGAACGUCAACACAAGUCUCAGCAAGAAGAGGACAACAAUUCCAUCAAAUCAAAAGAGUCUCAAUUGAAACUGGAAAUUCUUAAUGAAGAGGAUGAGUACAAUCAAAACUCGAAUGAUUAUGAACAAUACUUGAGGCAACAACAAGAUUUACUUGAUCAAUUUUUUGGUUUCAAUUUGGGUCCAGUAUUGACUUCGAAUUUGCCUUCUCAGGCUACAGACGAUGGAACUAGCACCUCAAAUACUACGAAAAAGACAAACAGUGCUAAACCAAAUGAUUUUGCCGGUGCUGCUAGAGCUAAAAAGUCAGAGCCAACCAAAAAGAAACAAGUUGACUCAGGUUCAAAGCCAAGCAAAGUUGAAGCAUCAUCAUCAAGAUCCGAUGAGGCUAACCAACUACACCAUUACUGA
Messenger RNA from Lodderomyces margitis, 1560 nucleotides. RefSeq lists its product as uncharacterized. NCBI's taxonomy places the organism in Eukaryota, Fungi, Ascomycota, Pichiomycetes, Serinales, Debaryomycetaceae. The record is from RefSeq and is a predicted model, not a curated record. Bases 1 to 1560 code for a protein of 519 amino acids. The transcript has a single exon.